UAUUUUACUUAACACAAUUUCAGAUUGAAACAUGGUCUACCGGACAAUUUUGAUCACAACUUUGUUGAUUGUUGUGUUAUGUCUCGCAAUAAACUUUACCGUGGCUGGUUAUUUUAAAAGUGAAAAUGCUCAACUAACAAGUGCAUUCCGACAACGUCUUCUUCAGCCAACUAAUGACGCCAGAGUUGCCAGACAACUUGUACAUUCAGUCGAUUGGGCAUCGGUUGGAAGUAUAUCCACCGAUGAAAAAAUCAAAGAUUACCCAAUGGUAAAUGUUAUAUCAAUUUCGGAUAGUGUCAGGGGAGAGCCUUCGACUGGAAAAAUAUACUUCCUUCUCGUGGAUCUGGAUUUCACUGGACAAGAUUGGAGAAAAGUUAAUAAAUUGACUUUUACUAUAACCAGUGAACAGAAUGGCAAUUGCUCGAGGAUCGAUGUGGAUCCUAUGGAACCGGUCUGUCAAAGAACAUACAUCAGUGGCAAGGUUAUUGAGCUCAAAAAUGGAACAGAAGAGUUUGAUUUCGGGUGGAAAGCAUUUAUUAGUCGACACCCUGCAACCAGUAAUUGGGUUGCUGAGCACAGCUUUUACCUUUGUCUUUUGGAUAUUGAACAUAUCUAUGUUUUGGAUUGGUAUGGUGGCCCGAAAGAUAUUCCGAUCGAUGAAUACUACAGCGUUGUUUUGGAAGACGAAGAAAGUUCAUCAGAAAUAUAGACUUCGUGCGUUUUUUGACGGUUAACAAAAUGUUACAAUAAAAAGUGUCUUUUAUUUCAAAAUAA
Molecule: messenger RNA, 774 nt
Organism: Eupeodes corollae
Lineage: Eukaryota; Metazoa; Arthropoda; Insecta; Diptera; Syrphidae
Gene: CREG
Product: protein CREG1
Exons: 3
Coding region: 32-709 (225 amino acids)
Source: RefSeq, a predicted model, not a curated record